AUGGCAGACACAAGCAGCGACGAUGAGCUGCCGCUGGCGCAACGCCCCAUAGCCGCCCUCUUCGGGGCACCCAGGCCUGCAGCACCGGCGGCCGCCAGCGAUUCGGAAUCCGAUUUCCCCAGCUGGCUGCAGACGGGUGCUGCGGGGCACAAGGGCAACCAGGUCAUCACGCUGACCGACUCCGAGAGCGACGACGCGGUGCUGUCGCCUCCCAAGCCCACGGCGGCAGCGGCAGCGGCGGCAGCGGCAGAGCCCGCAGGCAACCGCGACGUCCAGCAGCCCCCCACGCAGCAGACUGCCGAGAAGAAGCCGCAGACAGCCAAGGCUGCGGCCGCCGCGCCCAAGAGCGCGGCCAAGCAAAAGGCGACGCCACGGGGACGAGCGGCGGCGGCGGCAGCAGGUGCGGGCGACGAGGAGGCACCCUCGCAGCCGCCGGCCACGCAGCCGCCAGCUUCGCAGCCCGCCACGCAGCAGGGCGGCACGGCGACCAAGCGGGGACCGGCGGCGGGGCUGGGGCUGCCGCACGCGCCCACCAGCCAGAUGCCGGUGGUGCUGCCGGAGAAGCUGCCACAGAUGAAGAUGCUGGUGGAGCUAGAGAGCAACCCGGACGACGCCCACCACGUGACCGACCUGUCUGGCGACUCGGGAGCCAUCGGCCGCCUGGUCAUCGCGGGCACCAAGGAGGCGCCUGAGAUGCAGAUAGAUCUGAAAGGUGUGCUAUACAAUGCCACCAUCGUGCCCUGCCCUGUGUCCAUAGCCGUGAUCAACAUGGGGCAGACUGAGGCGAAGGUGGAGUGCCUGUUCUCGGAGUUUGUGCAGCUCAGGGAGGACACGCGGUUCUCGUUUGUGGACACAGAAGUGCUGGGGGGCAUGGACGAUGAUGACGACCACUAUGUGGGCGACGGGGAGGAUGGCGGCGCGGCGGGCGCUGCAAACGAGGCAGGCGGCGCCAAGAAAGGCAAGCCCGGGGCCUGCCGGGUGUGGAGGUCGGGAAUGGUGGCUACGGCAGGGACUGGUGAUUGCUGUGGGUGCCAGGUGUGGAGGGAGGCGUUGGGAGGCAGCGCAGGGCGAGGCAAGGCUUCUGCCGCGGGCAAGGCCAAGGCGGCGCCACGCAAGCGGGCGGCCCCGAAGGCCAAGGGAGGCGUGAAGAAGGGGGCGGGCAAGGCGCGGGCAAAGCCCAAGCCCAAGGCAGGUGCUAAGAAGAAGUGA
Molecule: messenger RNA, 1209 nt
Organism: Chlorella variabilis
Lineage: Eukaryota; Viridiplantae; Chlorophyta; Trebouxiophyceae; Chlorellales; Chlorellaceae
Exons: 5
Coding region: 1-1209 (402 amino acids)
Biological process (GO): DNA endoreduplication; chromosome organization
Cellular component (GO): nucleus; DNA topoisomerase type II (double strand cut, ATP-hydrolyzing) complex
Molecular function (GO): double-stranded DNA binding
Source: RefSeq, a predicted model, not a curated record